Molecule: messenger RNA, 4175 nt
Organism: Nyctereutes procyonoides (raccoon dog)
Lineage: Eukaryota; Metazoa; Chordata; Mammalia; Carnivora; Canidae
Gene: SYT15
Product: synaptotagmin 15
Exons: 8
Coding region: 31-1575 (514 amino acids)
Biological process (GO): calcium-ion regulated exocytosis; regulation of dopamine secretion; cellular response to calcium ion
Molecular function (GO): clathrin binding; phosphatidylserine binding; calcium-dependent phospholipid binding
Source: RefSeq, a predicted model, not a curated record
CACAGAGACCUGAGCGCUGCCAACAGCCCCAUGGCCGAGCAGGUGGCCCUGAUGGCCGGGGGCCUGGCCGGGGGGCUGCUGCUGCUGCUGCUGCUGCUGCUGCUCUGCGGGAGCUGCCACCUGUGGAAGAAGCUUCGCGCCGCGCCCGCCUACGAGGAGCUGCCGGGGACCCCGUCUGCCUGCAGCCUCCGGGGACCCGGGGGGCGCAGGCCCGGGGGCAGGCCACCAGAUGUGCCAUUUGUGGUGCCCCCUUCCCUCCAAGACCAAGACCGGGGGCCCCUGCGCAGUGGAGGGUGGGCGCAGGCCCCACAGCACCCCUGCCUCGCCCUGGAGCUCCGGCCCCACACCUCGGGCGGCAUCGCUGGAGAGGUAAGCACGGUGGGGACCAUCAACCCAGAGCUGUACAGGGUCCCGGAGGACAGGAGUGAGACCGACUUCCCCGAGGGCUGCCUGGGGCGGCUGUGGUUCUCCGUGGAAUACCGGCAGGAAGCCGAGCGGCUGCUGGUGGGCUUGAUCAAGGCGCGGAGGCUGCGUGCCCCCUCGGAGGCCUGCAGCCCCCUGGUGAAGCUGCACCUGCUGCCUGACGAGCGGCGCUUCCUCCAGUCCAAGACCAAGCGCAAGACCUCCAAUCCACAGUUCGAUGAGCACUUCGUCUUCCAGGUGUCCAGCCAGAGCGUCACCCAGAGGGUCCUCAGAUUCUCCGUGUACCACGUGGACAAGCAGAGGAAGCACCAGCUCCUGGGCCAGGUGUUCUUCCCCCUGAAGCACGAGGCCCUGGCAGGUGACCCCCCGCAGGUCGUCUGCAGAGACCUGGAGCCCGAGAGCCUAGAGCCUCCCUCCGAGUUCGGGGACCUGCAGUUCUGUCUCAGCUACAACGCCUGCCUGAGUCGCCUGACGGUCAUCGUGCUGCGAGCCAAGGGCCUCCGGCUGCAGGGGGACACGAGCUCCGUCAGUGAGUGUCCUUCUGGGGUAGCUCCUGCCCUGCAGCUGGGACCCUCCCUCUGCACACGGCCCGACUCGGAGCCUCACUGUCCCCCAUGGACGCCUGUGAUGCGAGGCCACUCCAUCACCCUGCACCCACGACUGUCCCCCGGGGCCUCCACCAGGACCCCACAGGCCCAGGCCAGGUGUGUGGAUCCAAGUGUCCCUGAGGAACCAGCACACGAUGGUCAAGAGCAAGAGGACGUCGGCCGUGCAGGGCUCCGGCUGCCCCGUGUACAGCGAGACCUUGAGCUUCCACGUGCCCCCUGCCGAGCUGGACGCGGCCAGCCUCAGCCUGACAGUGCUGCAGGGCGCGGGAGCCCACGGCAGCCGGCAGCUGGGCCGCGUGGUGGUGGGCCCCCGCAUGUUCGCGUGGGGCAGGCCGCAGGAGCACUGGGACCAGAUGCUCAGCGCGCCCGGGGAGCUGGUGAGGCGCUGGCAUGCACUGGGCUGUGCGGUGGAGGAGCCCUGAGCCCGGGACCUGCGGUGGCACCAGGAGCACCCCCACUCUGCACUCCGCACCCCAGGAGCACCCCUACCCCCCACCCCGCACCCCGCGCCUCGGCCUGGAAGCCGACACCAGAGGAGACAUGAAGCCGCAAUUGCUCCCCAGCUGGAGGCCCCCUCCCCAUGGGGCUGCCCAGCGCCCCCCACACCCCCCUGAUCCCAGAGCCCCAGCGGGGCCACCCUGGCAGCACCUCAGGUCGGCAGAGGGGCCUCAGUGGCCACCCAGGACACCCCAGCCCUGGGGUCAGCCAUCAGCACCGCGGCGGCUGCGCAGGACGAAGGUCCUCAAGGACUCGCCCGUGGGCUUGGCAUCCGCCCGUUGUACAGGUGUCCCCGGGCCCUGCGGUCUCCCGGCGACAGCACUUAACCCAUGUGGCUCACUUCGGAGGGACAGCGCGUGGCCACAGCACAGCCUUGACUGGACCCGGCGACCUGGCGAUGACCGGAAGGUGACCGACGGCCCACGACUGCCUCGGGCAAGCGUGCACACUCCACGAAGCUCGUCACCACCUCCCCGCGACGCUGGACUCAAGGUGAUGGGCAUCAAUGUGCUGGUCACCGUCACCUGCCGGGGGCCUUGCUGUGGUCGCGAGCCAGACAAAUGAAUCCUGGGUCUCCCGGCGGCGGGGAAAGUCAGGAUUAUCACGCUCUGUGCCUCUUGCACUUUGUCUAUCCCUGUUACGGCUGAAGGUGGCCUCACCCGGCAGAGGGCGCGCACCCUCCCACGGACCGCACACCACGGCCACCCCACAGCUCCACCCUGUCCCCACGCGUGACGGCUCCAUGCCCCCAUCCCCUGUGUGUCACUGCUCCACCCUGUCCCCACAUGUCACGGCUCCGUGCCCCCAUCCCCCACGUCACAACUCCACGCCCCUGUCCCCCACGUGUCACGGCUCCGCACCCCAUGCCCCACGUGUCUCAGCUCCAUGCCCCUGUCCCCCACGUGUCUUGGCUCCAUGCCCCUGUCCCCACGUUUCAUGGCUCGCACACUCGUGCCGUCGUAGAGCAAGCCCCUCUGCCAGGCCUGCUUCCAUGUCCCCGGGGCCUGAGCCAACAGGCACCAGCCGCACCCGCAUGUCAGGGGGACGUGGCACCUGCCACUGGCCCUGCUGGUGGGUCAAGCAUCCCCCGUGCAGGACACAGUGAAUGCGUGUGUCUGACUCACAGCUGAAGACUCUCAGCGGCAGGAGGCUGUCGUGCUGGGCCCUGCAGGAGGGGACGGAGGGGGGCCGGGGGCAGCUGGGUGUCUGCAGUCGGGGUCAGGGCAGGACAUAACUGGAGGGGGCGAGCGGGGCUGCCUUGGUCCUGCCCACCGGGCGCCUCCGGAGGGAAGCCCUUCACCUUUGCACAAAGCAUUUGGAAGGAGCUGAUCAGCGGCCACGCCAACAAGUGCUAGCGCGUGGCGGAAUUCUCAUGGAGUAAAUACACCGUUUGGGGGCCAUCUGAUAAUCCUACAACUUUGCAUCUUCAAUCCAUUAACAUGGUAUAUCCCUCCGUCUCCUCUGGUCGGUCUCUCUCUACCUCUAAUUUUUAAGGAUGCCGGUAUCAUUCAUUUUUUGUUGUUUCGUUCAUUUCAAUGUCAUUUAUUUUAAUUCCAUGUAUAUUUUACAGCAAGCAAGACAUUACUAUUAUUACUAUGUUCCAUCAGGAUUCACUUCUAUUCACCCCCAGCAUCGUUCUUUUGCUUUCCCUUCUCUCCUGUGCCUCUGGGACUCUACUUGAGAUCCUUUUCCUCCUACUUGAAGAACUCUUUUUAGUAUUUCUUUUAGUGCAGAUCCGCUCCCAGCAAAUUUUCUUAGUUUUGUAACAGAAACGUCUAUUUCAAAUUCAUUUUUAAAGGAUUUUGUCUUUGUUUUUGUGGAAAUAGAAUAGGCUGACAGUUUUUUUCCAUCAGUGGUUUAAAAAUUACGUUCCUUGUCUUCUCCCUUCCCUCAUUCUUGUCGACACGUGAAUUAUCCGUGCUGUUGGUUCUCCUCUGAAAGUAAUGCAUCUCCUUCUACUUCCCACCCUUUGUGUUUUUUAAUAUUUUAUCCGUAUCUUCGGUUUUCAGUAGUUGGAGUAUGAUGCACCUCCAGGCAAUUUUCUUAUUACUUACCCACCCUGGGAGUAAUAAAUCUUCCUCAGUUUGGGAAAUUCUCAGCCCGUAUUUCUUCAGAUGUGGUUUCUCUUCCCUUCUUCCUCUCCUCUGCUUCUGAGACUCCAAUUACACGCUUGUUAGAUCUUCCUGCAGCUCCCACAGGACUCUGGGCACCUGCAGUUUCCAGGCCUUACGUCUGUGCUUCGGCCCAGUCUUCAUGCCGCCCUCCUCUGUUCCACUACAUCUUCCUUCCACGAAGUCUAACUGUAUUAAGCUAUAUGCCGAGGCCUGCAUUUCAAUUACUGCAUUUUUCCAUCCUAAGUUUCCACUUGCUGCUCUGUGAUGAGCUCCAGCUCUCUCAUGCAGGGAGAGCUCUAUUUUGCCAAACACACCCGAUCAGCGGGUCAGUUUUAUUGUGUAUGUUUUCACCCUCGGGUCCUGUUACGUGGUGUGUUUGGUCACAUAUUGUCCGACGCUGACCAUUAUGAUAAACGAUAAUGGCUCCAGGAGACAGUAGUCCUCCGGACACGGUUCACGGUGUCCUCUGGUCGACAGAAUGAGGGGAGGUCACCUUGAUCCAGUCUGGUAAUGAACUAACUGGGGUCUGGGU